GUAUGAAAAUGUGACACACGUCAAUCUCUAAGUAAAAUACAAAAAAUUAUCAGAUUUUAGCGCAAGAUUGCACAACAAAAAAUCAACAUGUAGGGGGCAUUCCGGGCUUAAUUGUUUGAUUUACAUGUUAGUGUAAGUUUAGUUCUGCCCGUUUUCGGUUCGCUUUUAGUUGGAUACGUGUAUUGCAUCAAAUCCAAACGCAGCUACCCAAAUUCGUACAAGAUGUCGCAGUCAAAUUAUCAUGUAGAUACGCAGGAGAACGUCCGGAAUAAUUCCCAUAGUUUCGUAAGCGGUUCAAGUUCCCGCAGGCACAACCCCAUCGAUGUUGUCAACUCAAAUUUGGAUACAAAUGCACAGGAAUUCUAUCCAGCUGGCCAGAACAACGGAGCGAUCAGGAAGACGCAACAGACGGAUGCUCAGAGACCCAACAGGAGGAACUUCAGACCGGGAAGUGGCAGAACAUUCUCAGCCAGAAAUGGGUAUUAUAACAGAAACUAUGAUAGGAAUGGGGACAAUAGAAACUUUAGUGAUAGAAAUGGGGACAACAGAAACUUUGCUGAUAGAAAUGGGGACAACAGAAACUUCAGUAGGAACAAUGAUGAAAGGAAAAGGGCCUUGGAGGAAACUAAGAAGUUUUUAGACAGUACUCAGUCAAAUUCAGACAAUAACGUUGAUGAUAGAGGUACUUCUCAAUCAUCUGAUUAUUUGAAUCAAAAUAAACCAGAAGUACAAUACAAUAAGCCUUUGCGCAAUAAUAAUGAUGGUUAUAAUAGAAACUAUGGAAGGAACUAUUAUGGUAGAAAUGAUAAUAAGUAUAGAAACCAUGAAAAUAACUACUAUGAGAGUGGUCCAAGCACAUCUUAUGAUAAAAACAAUGCAGAUAGCACUGACAGAUAUAGUCAAAGAAACUACAAAAAGUAUGAUAAUAAAAGUGAUAAUAGGUCAAGUGCAUUUUAUGAUAAAAGUAAUGCAGACAGUAAUGAAAAAUAUGCUCAAAAGAACAACAAAUUUGAUAGGAAGUAUGACAACAAACAUCAAUAUGAUAAAAGUAGGAACAACUACAAGCAAAACAGAAACUCCUACAAAGAUAGAUAUUCAAAGGAAAAUAAAGAAAUCAGACUAAAUAAAAAAUUGGAUGCAGCAUCACAAAGAGAACGCCUGGAACAGAUGCUCAACCGCAAAAUGCUCGAGUGCCUCGUCUGCUGUGAGAUGAUCAAGAACAACGACAAGAUCUGGACGUGCACCCAGUGCUACCACAUCCUCCACUUGAACUGCGUGAGUGCCUGGGCCAAGUCGUCGAAGGUGGAGACCAGUUGGCGUUGCCCCGCCUGUCAGAACCACUACACGGACGUGCCGCGACAGUACAGGUGCUACUGCGGCAAAACGGUCGAACCCAGGCCGGAACCGGGCAUCAUUCCGCACGGCUGCGGCGACGUGUGCCUCAGGAAAGGCCGGACGUGUGACCACAACUGCACCAUUCUGUGCCAUCCGGGGCCGUGUCCUGAUUGUAGCGUUAUGGUGGCCAAACCCUGUGGCUGUGGAAAAACUGAGCCCAUCGUUAAGUGUAGCGCAGACAUUGAGUUGGUGUGCGACUCCACUUGCGACAAGCUUUUGGAAUGUGGUUUGCACCAGUGUAAGGCUAAGUGUCACUCCGGGGACUGCUCGCCGUGCGACCAGUUCAUCUUGCAGGAGUGCUACUGCGGGAAGUUGGGCAGGAAGGUGCCCUGCACCGCCGAAUACAACGGCUCCACUCACUUCGAGUGCGACGACGUGUGCGAAAAGGUGCUGUCCUGUGGCAAUCACAAGUGCAAAAAGAAAUGUCACGAGGGAGAGUGUGAUAGUUGCGAGAGGGACCUCAACGUGAAGUUUUGCCCUUGCGGCAAAACGCCUUUGGCCAAGAGGAACUCCUGCUUGGAUCCCAUUCCUUGUUGUGGCAAAGUUUGCGGGAGGAAGCUGCGCUGUGGACAGCCCAGCAAUCCCCACGCCUGUCAGUCUUUGUGCCACGACGGCGAGUGCCCACCUUGUGGUCUCAAGACUAUGGUGCGUUGCCGAUGCGGCCACAUGGACAAGGAGAUGCCCUGCAAGGAACUAACAACUAAAGCUGAUGAUGCCAGAUGCGAGAAGAAGUGUACCAAGAAACGUCUGUGCGGCAAGCACCGUUGCAACCAGCGCUGCUGCAUCGAGGUGGAGCACUUCUGCCCCCUGCCCUGCAACCACCAGCUGUCCUGCGGCCAACACCGCUGCGAACGUACGUGCCACAGCGGCCGCUGCGCCCCCUGCAUGGAAACCAGCUUCGACGAGCUGUACUGCGAGUGCGGGGCCAGCGUGUACUACCCCCCGGUGCCGUGUGGAACGAAGCCGCCGCCCUGCGACCGCAUGUGCUCGAGGACCAGCCCGUGCGGCCACCCCAUGACCCACACCUGUCACACUGGUCCGUGUCCGCCUUGCGCCGUGUUGGUGAAACGCUGGUGCCACGGUCACCACGAGCAAAGGUCGGCCAUUCCUUGUCACCAGACGGAGUUCAGUUGCGGCCUGCCUUGUGGCAAGCCCAUGCCUUGCGGGAGGCACAAGUGUAUUAAACCAUGUCACGCUGGCGAGUGCCCUUUACCCUGCAAGCAACCUUGCACUGCUCCCAGGCCGACCUGCGGACACUCUUGCAACAAGCCGUGCCACGAGUCACCGUGCCCCAACACGUUGUGCCGACAGCCGGUGACGGUUACGUGCCCGUGCGGCUUGCAGAAGUCCCAGAGGCCGUGUAACGAGCUGGUGGACGAGUACAGGAAUUGGGAGAUGGCGAAGCUGCGAGAGAAGAUGGGGGAGAUGUCGAAUGACCAGCCCGUUGAUAUCUCUGACAUCGUGCAGAACACUAAACGACCAAGUGUACUUAAAAUUUUGGAAUGCACCGAAGAAUGUAAGGUACUGGAAAGAAACAGAAGACUGGCCAUAGGUUUGCAGAUCCGCAACCCGGACAUAAGUCAAAAGUUGGCCCCGAAAUACUCGGAUUACAUGAAGCAGUGGGCGAAGAAGGACCCUACGUUCUGUCAACGCAUCCACGACAAGCUGACCGAUCUAGUCCAACUGGCUAAACAGAGCAAGCAAAAGAGUCGCGCCCACUCGUUUGAGGUGAUGAACCGCGACAAAAGGCACUUCAUACACGAGUACUGCGAACAUUUCGGCGUCGAGAGCGCCGCCUACGACAUGGAGCCUAACAGGAACGUCGUCGCCACUGCCAUCAAAGACAAGUCGUGGUUGCCCAGCGUCAGUCUGUUGGAGUUCGUGCAGAGGGAGAACGGCCUCAGGAAAGUUCCGAAACCGAUGCUAAGCAAAAGCUCGUUGGUAAAGUCGGAGACUGUCUCACUAAAACUGCCCAGCAGGGCUCAAAGGCCUGCUACUCCACCCGGGGAGAUGAUCGAUUACUUCGAUAACCCUCCCGUUUAGUAGUGAAUAUAUUUUUUACAUUUUUACUUCACUGAAGUUUGAUUGAUGUAUUUUAAUUUGGAUUAAAAUGUUUUGUUUAUUUUUGAAUGACAGUUCUUUUUGAGGUAAUGGAAACAGUUAAUAUACCCACCAAUUUUAAUUAUUAAUGAAAAUGUGGAAGAAAAUAUUUUGUGAAAAAAAUUAAAAAUAAAUCAUUGAAUGAAAACUAUUCAUUAUUAUUAAUUGAUUUAAAGAAAUGUUUAAGAAAAUAACGUUAACAUUUAAAUCCCACUUAGAAAGAAUGCAUAUAUUUUUAAUUUAAUUUACUGAACACUGAAUGUAUGUCAAUUUGUCUAUUACUGAAUAAUUUUUCCAGUGAACAUGCCCACUAUUGUUUAUUAUUAAUUAAAAAGUGGAAGAUACUAUUUUGUAAACACUUAAAAAUACAU
Aethina tumida (small hive beetle) is the source of this 3866-nucleotide messenger RNA. It is a transcript of the gene stc, whose product is annotated as protein shuttle craft. Gene Ontology annotation, biological process: negative regulation of transcription by RNA polymerase II. Gene Ontology annotation, cellular component: nucleus. Gene Ontology annotation, molecular function: zinc ion binding; RNA polymerase II transcription regulatory region sequence-specific DNA binding; DNA-binding transcription factor activity, RNA polymerase II-specific. The coding region runs from base 223 to 3438 and encodes 1071 amino acids. The transcript has 5 exons. Lineage: Eukaryota; Metazoa; Arthropoda; Insecta; Coleoptera; Nitidulidae. The record is from RefSeq and is a predicted model, not a curated record.